This is a messenger RNA of Symsagittifera roscoffensis, 444 nucleotides long. RefSeq lists its product as uncharacterized. The record is from RefSeq and is a predicted model, not a curated record. Lineage: Eukaryota; Metazoa; Xenacoelomorpha; Acoela; Convolutidae. Gene Ontology annotation, biological process: response to heat; protein refolding. The transcript has 2 exons. Gene Ontology annotation, cellular component: cytoplasm; nucleus. Bases 1 to 444 code for a protein of 147 amino acids.
AUGUCUCUGAACCACUCUCGUCUUCUCUGUCACCAUAGUCUGCCCGCGCUCCUCCGAGACGAAGAAAACUUAUACGACGACUUCCGAAGCUUAAACUCUCUUUUCGGACCAGGCGUGAACUAUGACAAUAUUAGGAAUUUUCGAGACGCGGUCGCAGUCGGGAAAGACGACUGGGCUCUGGUUGUCGAUACUCGUGGUUUCAAACCAGACAAAGUGAAUGUUAAAUUGGAGGGAAAUACUUUGACGAUGUCGGGAAACACGGAAUGGCAGAGCUCGGACGGGACGUACAAACGAACGAAGACUUUCUCGCAGGCGUUCUCGAUCCCCGAAGAUGUGAAAAUGGACACUUUGAGGACAAAGAUGAUGGACGAUGGCUCUGUGGUCGUUCACGCCGAGAGAGAAGAAAGAAGAGAAGAAACAGUCGAUUCGGGAAAUUCCGAUUGA